This is a messenger RNA of Amphimedon queenslandica, 3064 nucleotides long. Its product is annotated as mucin-like protein. Bases 1 to 2919 code for a protein of 972 amino acids. The transcript has 18 exons. The record is from RefSeq and is a predicted model, not a curated record. Gene Ontology annotation, molecular function: calcium ion binding. Lineage: Eukaryota; Metazoa; Porifera; Demospongiae; Haplosclerida; Niphatidae.
AUGUUGCUUAGACAUUUGCUUUCCUUGGGGGCUUUGCUAGUCAAUGGUCCUUACUCCUCUCAUGUCUUCCGAUACAAUCCAUUUUUUAAUAAUUUAAACUAUUCAAGGUAUGAUGAUGAAUUUCACUCAACAUGUUGCACCAGGACUCAGAACUGUGAGCUAUUUAGAGAACGACGACCAGUCAAGACAUGCACUGGCUAUGUACCACCAAGGCAAACCUUGGUCUGGGGUGAUCCUCACAUUAAUACUCUUGAUGAUGCCACAUAUACUUUCAAUGGACUUGGGGAAUAUGUUCUGUUGCGUACUAUUAAUGCUGAUUUUGAAAUACAAGCACGUACUAAACUUGCCACACCCAACACAACUGCUACAGUAUUCAGUGCUGUUGCUUUGACUAGUGACAAGGACAGGACUGAAGUAGUUGAGAUACAAGUUGAUAAUGACAAAAAUCAAAAUUUAAUUAUCCUCUAUAAUGGUAAUGAUGUGAGUGCUAAUCUCUCCGCUGUUAAUGACACACUGGACUAUAAUACUGUGUCACUAGCAAGAGAAACACAAGAUGUAAUAUCUGUUGCAUUGUCAAGUGGUGUAUCCCUCAAUGCCACCUUGAGAUUAGGCAUCCUUUCAUUCACAAUGGUAGUACCAGAAACAUACAUGAAAAAAACAAUGGGACUUCAAGGAAACUUUGAUGGAGACAAAACUAAUGAUUUUGUUAAUAGAGAAGGAAACAUGAUUCCAUACAACUCAUCUGAUGCUGAUAUAUACCAUAAUUUUGGACAAACAUGGCAAAUUCAAAGUGAUCAAGAAAGCCUGUUCACUUAUGCUCCUGAAAGGACAUAUGCAAGUUACUCCAAUCCAAACCAUGUUCCAGUAUUUCUUGAUCAAAUUGAUCCUGAAACUAGAGCAGAAGCUGAGAGAAUAUGUGGAGGGUCUAAUAAGAUUGAGUGUAUUUUUGAUUACAGUCAAACAAAGAAUGAAGAAUUAGCAUUAGACACUCAGACAACAAUGGAACAAAAUGAACUGAACAAGCGAAUAGGAAAUAACUUACCUCCAGUAAUUGAAGCUAGUGAUAAUUUCAUGCUAACAGUAGGAGAAACUGCACUAUACACAAUAAAUAUCACAGACCCUGGAGACACUAUCAGUGUUACUAUUGAUGGAGAGUUUCCAUACACACUUGAUCAAGAUGGAUCAUUAUGGACACUUAAUGUAAUCCAUUCUUCUCUUUUUGAAUUCUCAUUUACUGUGAUAGCAAGUGACUCAUUCAAUGCAACAUCAGUAAUAACUCCUCAAGUGAGAAUUUGUGGUUGUCAUACAGAUAGAGGUAGCUGUACUGUUGAAGGUGUACAGAAUGCUUCCAGUAACCCAUUGAUUUUAAUAUGCGAUUGUAUUGAAGCAUACAAUGGAAAGUACUGUGAGGAUGAUUUUGAUGGUUGUAUUGAAGUAUCAUGCUUCAAUGAUGCACCAUGUACUGAUGUACCAGCACCUGGAACUGGUGCCACUUGCCCACCUUGUCCUAGUGGAUACACUGGAAAUGGAUUAAUAUGUGAUGAUAUUGAUGAAUGCAAUUCAACUAGUACCAGCAAUUGUUCUCAUUUCUGUAACAAUACUAUUGGUAGUUAUCAGUGUACAUGUAUGUCUGGAUAUGAGCUUCAUAGUGAUGGGAGAUCAUGCAAUGAAAUUAAUGAAUGUAAAAGGCUACUUGAUAAUUGCCAGCAAGAAUGCAUGAAUACUGAUGGAUCCUUCAGUUGUAGUUGUUAUGAUGGGUUCUUACUACAAGAUGAUGGUCGUAGUUGUCAUAGUAAGCUAAUGAUCCUAACAGAGAAUGUUUGCAUGAUAGCGUGUGUGAGCAGUUUUGUGUUUAUGAUAAUUACACUAAGACUGAAAAUUGUUCCUGUCAAAGUGGGUAUGAUUUAUCAUCUAACAUGGCAAACUGCACAGAUAUUGAUGAGUGCUCAGAGAGCUAAUCCUUGUACUCAGAUUUGUAUCAACACCAUAGGAAGCUUUGAGUGUAACUGCUCAGAUGGAUUUCAACUCCAGUCUGAUGGGUUUACUUGUACAGAUAUUGAUGAGUGUCUAGUGCUAGGCUCUUGUCAAGAGCCUAGGAUAAGAUGUGUGAAUAGUCCUGGAAGUUUUGACUGCUUCUGUCCACUAGGAACAGUCUUUCAGGAUGGAUCAUGUAAAGUUUUUUUGGAACCCAUUCCUUCCUCAUUUGCAAGCUCAAAAUCCUCUGCAUAUUUUUCAUCAACUGUUAAUUCAUCUCCUGUUAUGUCUACAUAUUUUGGCAGUUUUACAAAUUCACCUUCUUCCUCACUGGCAGUUUCCUCACCAUCAGUUACUCCUACUCCCUCACUUCCAGAAAAUUCAGGAGUGAUUGUUGUUUUAAGUGGAACUGACAAAAGCAAUUUUGAUAUUGAGAGUUUUAAAAAUGUAACUGCAGAAGCUUUGAAUGAUUAUUGUAUUACCAAUGACUGUACUAGUGUUUCUUCUGAAAAGAGAAAAAGGGUAGCAGUAAAUAAUUUGAUAGAAGCUAAUGAUAUAGUUAUAACUGAAAUCACUGAAACAAAUAAUGGACUAAGAGUGACGUUUUACAUCAAAGGACAAUCUGGAUCUCCUUUUGAUGCCAAUGCAGUAGUGGCAGCUAUAAAGGCAGCUGAUUCAAAAUAUGCUAAUGCUGGGUUCACAAUUGCUGGUGUUACAAUACUAAAUUCACCAUCAUCUACUAUUGUGGUGACACCAACUGCUUCAGUAACUCCUACAGAUGAUGGGCUACCUGUUGUACAAAUAACAGGAAUAACAAAAGUUGUUGUAAUCGGGAUCUUAAUCAUAUUGAUAAUAAUAAUAAUCAGCAUUUUAUGGUUCAUAUGUGAAAGUGAUAAGAAAAAAGCCAAGGUGAUAGCUCUGGUGUUAUUCUUGAGAAAGAAUUGAAUAAAGAAGAUAAGGAAACUAUCCUCUAAUGUUACUAUUAACCUAAUUAUUAAACCUGCCGAAUGUGCUGAGAAUCUAACAAUAAUAGUUUCAUUUCAUGUAGUUUGCCAUUGUUAGUUUUUUAGGGUAUUUUUGCAUUCCAUAA